Molecule: messenger RNA, 3321 nt
Organism: Sardina pilchardus (European sardine)
Lineage: Eukaryota; Metazoa; Chordata; Actinopteri; Clupeiformes; Clupeidae
Exons: 10
Coding region: 1187-2755 (522 amino acids)
Source: RefSeq, a predicted model, not a curated record
AGAGGUCGCCACUAGCCUUAACCUCACCCAACUCAUCUCUGAACCUACAAGACCUAACCACCUAAACCCCUCCAAGUCAACUACUAUAGACUUCAUUUUUUCUAAUAGACCUGAUAAAAUUACUGCAUCUGGGGUCUUUGACCCAGGGGUCAGUGAUAACCAGUGUUGGGAAAGUUACUUUUAAAAAGUAACUAGUUACAGUUACUACACAGUAAAAAAUGGAGUGUCAUUAUUGCAGAGUAAACCUAUUUUACUCUGGAUAGAGUAGUUAUAACAAUACACAGAGUAAAAUCGUCCAAACAGUAGUGUCAAAAGUGAGAGUUAAGUCCAACAUGCACGCAAUGACAAAAUCUACUCUACAUGGUGAUGAUUCCCCGCGAAAGUUCUAGAAUUGAACUGGAGCUUGAGCUGGCCGGGCUGGCACGUUGCUUGGAAAUCGUCUCUCCCCCACUAGACUUAUCGUCGGUGGUAAGUUUGUUUGAACAUUUGUAGGUUUUCACCAUCUAGCUAGAUAUGUUUCCACUGACGACUAACGUUUUGCAAUACAUUGACGAUGGUACUAGGCGUAUGAAGUUAAUUUAGCCAUGCAUAGACGUAGUUAGCUAAUCGUUAAGUUAGCCAUGCAUAGAUGUAGUUAGCUAACCAAUAUGCACUGACUUCAAGUUCAGAUGCAUUCGACUGCAACACCACGUCAAGAACUUAGAAGAAAUACCGUUGAUGACGAAAUUAUUUUAAAUGACACAUUUCAGGCUUUAUUUACUUAAUACAGUGCAAUGUAUGGGUUAGUGAUAAUUGAAGUUGUUCGGCCGGGUGGGUGACGUUGGGUUAGCUGCUAACGUAGCUACCAAAAUGUUAGCUGCUAGCAAGUUAGCUUGACAACGUGGUUUCUGCCCAAAUUGAAAUAAUUUGCAAGAUGUUAUGUUCUCGUGCUUAAUUUGUGCCUGUCUGAAACCAGACAUUGAGAGUAAUUUCAACAAAUUAUUGCUGAAUGGCGUCAUUAGAAAGAUAGGAGGUUAUAAUCUCAGCUAACAAGUUUAUAGCACCCUGUAAAUUAACCUAUUGUCAUAAGUCUGUGCGUGUUUAUUAGACCGUUAGCGAUUUCUAAUGACUUUGCUCUGAUUCUAGAGAAUAUUUUGAUGGGUAUUAACAGUUAUUCAACCUUCCUUAAAUUUAAAUUUAACAGAAAAUGCUGCGUGUCUCCUUUGGAGGAGUGCAGAAGUACAUCAAGCUGCCUGAACUAACAUUCGGUGAUUUCUUGAGAGAAGUGAGUCUAAAAUUUAACAUCGCUGAAGACAGACGGUUGGACAUCAAGGUUUAUGACCCGUCUAACACAGAGGUGGACUGUGAGGUUUUUGAGGAGAUCGUAAAAGGGUUCCAUGGACCUUUCCUGGUUUCAUUGGCCAAUGAAGCACCUGGUAACCCUCAGUCCACGUCAUCUCCAUGCUCUAUUGCAUCUGACGACACAGUGAUCCUCAACUUCUCGUUGUGUGACCCAGCUGAGGAGCCAGUUGCAGCCGAAGGAAGUCAACCUAAAAGGCCUUGCCGCAUCAACUACGAAGCAAAAGCUCUGAUUGAAAAAAUCUUGACGACAAAGCCUGGAGGUGACCGUAUCAUGGCGGAGUAUGCGAAAACAAAAUCAAUUUCAGAUUCAACCAGAAGACAGUUCAUCAACAUACUUACUGCAGAGAUGACGGAAACACAUGGGACAUCUCCGCCCCGGAGUGUAAAAGUGAUGUAUGCACAGGGGAUUGUCGCUCUGUUUCCAUAUCUUGAAGACCCAUAUUCACAGAAUGGCUAUGAACAUUACUACGAUCCAGAAAGUGGUUCAGGCUACCUUGCAUGGCGGUUGAAGACAAUUCAACGAAAAGCUGCUGAGGAAAGAGGUCCAGCAGUUAGUAAAUCUCUUAAAGUGGGUGGGCCAGGCUAUGGGCGUACUAGACCCUUUACUGCCGACAAAGUCCUGACUGACGAGGAAGUGGAAUGCGCUAUCGCUUUGUUGAGACACACUGCUGAUGAGGAGACCAUCCGUGAAAAGAUGAAAGUCACUUUCAUAUACCGCCACGCCAUGGUCAAUGAUGAUGACAAAUCAGCAGAGGUCUUCUCAGUAUUUCCACGGUUCCUAGACACACCAGGACUGAUAGAACAAGAUUUUAGACUGAUGUUUGGUGAGCAGACUGCCAACAAGUUCCUGGAGAGGUGGCCUACCACUUUCAAAGCAGGAGUCAUUAAGGAAAGCCAUGGACUGGUCCCCUCUACAGACCUUCUUGAUUUGAUGCGCAACGCUGAGACAACUACUGAAGUUGAAAAUGGCUGGGACAGUGACAUGUCUACCAUCAUACUGCUGCUACAUCUGCUACCACCAUCUGCACAGGGACGAAAGAGGCCAGGGAGGAUAUCAGCAUCUAAUGCAGUUGAUCACCUCAUCAAAUUCCUAAAGACGGGAACAAGCGUGCAGCAGCAUCUGGACAACAUCGCUCAAAGCAGGCAGCCCUACCUCCUUGCUCAGGGACCCAUAAAAAGCAGCAUUCACUCUUUCUUAAUUGCCAUCGACAAGCAUGCACUUCCCUGCCAAGCCACCACCUCAGUCGGAGCCCUGGAUGAGCUCUUCAAGGCCCACUAUGUGUUUGGUACAUCUUACAGUCCUGUCUUGAGCAACUUUUUCACUUUUCUGCAAACUUCCAUUUUCAACAUUGACGUGGGGAAAACUAAGGAAACGCCAAGAAUUGCAGAGUUGCGAGCAAGAAUGGUGCGUUAGGCACUCUUGAAAUUAAACAAUGAGGUGCUUUCUUUGCAGCAAUGUCCUUGGUGAAGCAAACAGUCUAGUAAAGCACCUCAAAAUAAUACAUGGACUCUGUACGGGAAGGACUCUUCAUCUUCAAUGUGGCCUAGUGGGACGCUCACGUUUUUUCAAUAGUUUUUAUGGUCUUAGGAAGCAUCUGAGUAAGUGUUAUGUGAAUGUUAUUGUUGAAGCUGAACCACCACAUUGUCAAAGUGUUCUUGAUGGUAGUAAUGUUAAUCCCACAGAAGAGCCAUGUGAGGCUGAGCUUGAGUCAGAGCCAGCAUUAACGUCAGAACAUAGUUGUGCCUCUCAUUUCAGAUUUAAAGGCAGCAGGUGUAGCCCAGUCUACUGGUAAUUCUUUUGUGACCUCUAUGGAGGAUAUUGUGCAGAAAAUUCAUGAGUAUGCAAAAAGUCAGUCAUCCAAGGUGUAUUUCGUGAUCUAAGAGAAACUGAAACAUGCAAGAAUGUGGAGAGAAUGACACCACUAUGUACGUUGUCCCAUAUUUUUAUCUCUGAGGAGUUAUCAGGAAAUAAAUGGUGCU